This is a messenger RNA of Clavispora lusitaniae ATCC 42720, 702 nucleotides long. RefSeq names its product phosphoribosylglycinamide formyltransferase (gene ADE8). Gene Ontology annotation, cellular component: cytoplasm. NCBI's taxonomy places the organism in Eukaryota, Fungi, Ascomycota, Pichiomycetes, Serinales, Metschnikowiaceae. Gene Ontology annotation, biological process: 'de novo' IMP biosynthetic process. The record is from RefSeq and is a predicted model, not a curated record. Gene Ontology annotation, molecular function: phosphoribosylglycinamide formyltransferase activity.
AUGGCAAACAUCACUGUGCUCAUUUCGGGCUCGGGCUCGAACCUCCAGGCUUUGCUUGAUGCAGAAAAAAGCCAUGUGCUCAAAGGAAAAAUCACCCAAGUGAUCUCUUCCAGCAAAUCGGCUUAUGGCUUGGAAAGAGCUGAAAAAGCCAAAGUGCCCACGAAAACGCAUGUGUUGAAAAACUACUACGAAGGCACUUCCAAAGAAGACAAGGAGCUUCGUUCCCAGAAGCGGGAGCAGUUCAACAAGGAUUUGGCCAACCUAUUAAUCUAUGGUAAUAUAGAAGGAACCAAGGAUGAGGACUAUAUCAAACCUGAUUUGGUCAUUUGUGCUGGGUGGAUGCUCAUUCUUUCUCCCGCAGUUUUAACUCCGUUAAAGGAAGCUGGCAUUUCUAUCAUCAACUUGCAUCCGGCUUUGCCUGGUGCAUUUGACGGAACCCAUGCGAUCGAGAGAGCUUGGAAAGCGGGCCAAGCGGGCGAGAUCACCAAAGGAGGACUCAUGAUCCACAAAGUGAUUGCUGAGGUCGAUAGAGGAGAGCCGGUUUUGGUUAAGGAGUUGGAGUUGAAAAAGGACGAGACCUUGGAGGAGUAUGAAGCUCGGGUUCAUGCCGCAGAGCAUGUGGCGAUAGUGGAAGGCGCAAAUAUCGUUUUGGGCGAACUUGAGGAUGUGGCCAAGUUGGAAGAGGGCGUCAAGAAGUUGUAG